This is a messenger RNA of Meira miltonrushii, 3234 nucleotides long. RefSeq names its product WD40 repeat-like protein. Gene Ontology annotation, molecular function: protein binding; snoRNA binding. The record is from RefSeq and is a predicted model, not a curated record. The coding region runs from base 28 to 3153 and encodes 1041 amino acids. Gene Ontology annotation, biological process: maturation of SSU-rRNA. The transcript has a single exon. NCBI's taxonomy places the organism in Eukaryota, Fungi, Basidiomycota, Exobasidiomycetes, Exobasidiales, Brachybasidiaceae. Gene Ontology annotation, cellular component: small-subunit processome; Pwp2p-containing subcomplex of 90S preribosome.
AAUACCACCACAAAGACAAAUACAAGCAUGGUCAGAUCAUAUCUACGGCAUGAGCCAACACAGGCUUUUGGUUUGAUUUGCUCACCUGCUGGAAGGGCUACUUUGGCUUCUGAUGGAAAGACGGCAACCGUGGCAGCUCUUGAAGAUGUUUUACGUUGGGACGUUAAAACAGGUGAACAAAUGGCAAUGUGGCAUGAAACAGGUCAUUCAAGUCCAGUGACUGCAAUUGCACAUUCACCACAAUCAGGCAACCAGAUCGGGGGUUCUACGUCUGAUUUAUACGCUGUAGGAUAUGCUGAUGGAUCUAUACGGGUAUGGGAUGCACUUUCAUCGACCGUUCGACUCACGCUAAAUGGACACAAAAGUGCGAUCACUGCCCUGCAAUUCGAUCAAGAUGGCCUCUUACUCGUCAGCGGAAGUCAAGAUACCAAUAUCACAUUGUGGGACAUUGUCGCUGAAAAUGGUCUUUUCAGAUUAAAAGGACAUCGUGAUGCAAUCACUGAUUUAUCACUUUUACGAUUACCAGUCGUUGGCGAAGGGGAAGAUGAUAGCAAAGAACCUUCAACAUCUUCAAAUCAACUCGGAUACAAGAGUCUUCUCUGCUCCACCUCAAAGGAUGGCCUACUAAAGGUUUGGGACCUCGCAUUGCAACACUGCCUAGAAACUGUCCUGCCCGGCAAAGGAGAACUUUGGAGCUUAUCAGUCUUAUCUGCCGAUCAGAUUGGUGCUCCAAGUGGUACCGCAUUGAUACUAGUUGGUAACUCAGAAGGAAAACUCAAGAUUUACGAAGCAAAUGCAGCUGCACUAAUCUCCGCUUCAAACUCGUCUGGCGGCAAAGUUCAAGAGCUUCAGUCUUCUUCUGUCAAGUUUUUGGCUGAUCAUGGUCAGAUAGACCUUGUGGGAGGAAGACGUGUUUCGCAGAUAGGCUUCAAAGCUAUUCCUGGUACGCAAGAUAGUCGUUUCAUCGGUGUCUCCGCUAGUGAUAAAAGUGUUGAGCUCUUUCGCAUUCGAACUCAAGAUGAUAUUCGAAAGAAGAUGGCCAGGAGGAGAAGAAGGGCAAAAGAAAAGGCUGAAAAGAAGAAUGGAGCAGCAUCAAAGGAUGCUGACGAAGCUGAUACAGUAGCUGCUGAACCAACAUGGCAGGAUCGCCUGGAAGCUUACACCAUCAUUAGACCUGGAAGAGGAAAGAUAAAGAGCUUCGCAUUUGCUGAGCAAGACCAACAAAAUGCAUCUUCUUCAGCUUCUGCGUAUCGUGGAGCCAUCCCGAUUCUCCUUGCAAUGGCUAAUAAUUCCCUGGAAGUGUUCCAUUUGCCUAUGCCAAAGAAGAACAAAGAAGAAGGUGAAGCUCCAACCAAAGAAGCUACCUUGGUGGCCGGCUUGGAUCUUGCAGGUCAUCGAUCAGAAGUGCGAGCGAUCGCACUAUCAUCAGAUGAUUCACUGUUAGCAACAGCAGACAGUGCUGGUAGUUUGAAAAUUUGGAAUGCAGCAUCGGGUCGUAUGGUACGCACCUUGCCUUGUGGCUAUGCUCUUUCACUUGCUUGGCUACCGGAUGAUCAACAUGUGCUCGUAGGCUGCAAAGACGGCACUCUCAAAACGUAUGAUGUUCGUUCUGGUGUUCAACUGGAAGAUAUUCCUGCACAUCAGGGACCGAUUUGGAGUGUAGCAAUUCACCCAGACGGUCAAAGUUGCCUGACAGCCAGUGGAGACAAGGAUGUCAAAUUUUGGGAGUUCGAAUCGAGAUCUCAAGAGGAGGAAGAGGAGGAGAAGAGCGAACAAGAAGAUGACGAUGACGAAGAAGAAUCUUCUCCCAAGUCUUCUGCAACUUUAGGUCUAGCGCAUAUCCGAACACUCAAAAUGACAGACGAUGUUUUGUGUGCCAAGUUCUCGCCAGAUGGACGAUUGUUAGCACUUGCUUUGCUUGAUUCUACCGUAAAGGUAUUCUAUGCAGAUUCGCUCAAGUUCUUCUUGUCUCUUUAUGGCCAUAAACUCCCCGUUUUAAGCUUGGAUAUUUCCGGAGAUAGCAAAUUAUGCGUCACCGUAAGUGCCGAUAAGAAUGCAAAGAUUUGGGGUCUAGAUUACGGAGAUUGUCACCGUAGCUUGUUCGCACAUGAAGAGAGCGUAAUGGCAGUCGCAUUCGAGAAAGGCGAUCAAGGAGGUGGUUUGAUGGGAGGAAGAGAAGGUGUUUCUCAUAGAUUCUGGACAUGUGCAAAAGAUGGCAAGUUGAAAUACUGGGAUGGAGACAAGUUUCAAUGCGUUCAAACAAUGUCCGGUCAUCAUGGCGACGUUACAGGUCUUGCAGUUGGUUCGAAAGGCACUGUGAUCGUUAGCGCGGGCUUAGAUCGUAGUAUUCGUGUUUGGGAAAAGACGGAAGAACCACUGUUCCUGGAAGAAGAAAGAGAACGUGAACUGGAAGAGAUGUACGAAGGCGGAGGUCAAAAAGAACGUGAUGACGAUGACCGUCAAUAUGGUAGUUUGGCCGAAGGUAAUGAAAACCAAGGUCAACCUAAUGGAGAGGUGAAUGAGGUUGAAGGUGUAACGAGGAGCACAAAGGAAACAAUGUUGGCCGGAGAAAGAUUAUUGGAAGCUAUCGAACUCGCAACAGCCGAUCUCGAAGGUUUGGCAGAGUAUGAACGUCAAAAGAAGACCACUGGUUUGAGCCUUGCUCCUCCUGCACGCAAUCCGAUCAUCAAUCAUGCCUUUGGACCAGGAGAGGAUGUCGAUGUACAUGCAUACGUUCUCAAGGUAGUCUCAAAGAUUUUGCCUGCUCAAUUAGACGAUGCACUUUUGGUGCUACCAUUUGACGGAGUGAUGCGAUUAAUGAUUCAUUUGAAUUAUUGGGCAAGCAAAGAAUGGAAUAUGACUUUAGUGGCUAGAAUUUUAUUCUUCCUUUUACGCAAUUAUCAUGGUCAAAUCGUUUCUAAUCGAAUCAUGCGAACGACAUUGCAAAGUUUACGACGUCAUUUACGUGCUUCAUUACAACGUCAAAAGAUGACCAUAGGUUACAAUUUAGCCGGUUUGCAAUUCGUCAAAAGCAAAUUGAUUGAAAAGAGAACAGAUGAUAUGUAUAUGCGAGAUGGUUUCGAUUUGGACGAGGAAACCGUCAAACAGAGAUUGGAACAGAAUGUAGCCAGAAAGCGAAAGAUGGUCGCUUGAUCGGCAAGUUGUAUACAAUCUAUACCAAUUUCAUUGUUCAUGCAAAUAUUCGUUGCUCUUAGACUGUCUUUUUUGGUGCUG